This is a messenger RNA of Thelazia callipaeda (thelaziosis nematode), 1056 nucleotides long. Lineage: Eukaryota; Metazoa; Nematoda; Chromadorea; Rhabditida; Thelaziidae. The record is from the annotation of a GenBank genome assembly.
AUGAGCAGUGGCCUUCGUAAUUGUUCUAAAAUUCCUAAAAAUAAUGAUAUUCCUACUUCUACCGCAACAGCUACCACUUCUAAGACAUCGUCAGCGCCUCAUUCAGCAGUUGAUAUUGCAUCGGUAGCAAAUGAGCCCAAGAGGCGUGGACGUAAACCUGCAUCACAUCGAUCGGCUUCAAAUACGUUAAUAAUUAAAGAAAGUGUGGUGAAUGAUGCUGAAAAUGAUACAAAAUCCGAAAAAGCAGAGCGUGGAGAGACUGUAAUUACUGCAGUAAACAUCAAAUCAGAUAACCACGAAGAGCACGGGCAAACUGCAGGCUGUAAAAGUAUAGCAGCCACAAGUUCAAGAAUGACUAUCUCUGCAAGUAAUGUUAGGAAUGCAUCAGAAUUGAUGAAAGUUUUGGAUGAUGUGCCUCAACCGCUUGUAUCUACUACUGCUAUGGUUAAAUCCGAUAGAAGUGUACUGUUGACAUCUACCGAUAGUGGUAUAGAUUCGUAUGCAGAUGUUGAACAGGAGUUGAAAGAUGUUACGACACUACAUGAUGAUGAAGAAGCCUCACCUAGUGAACGUUGUAGUGAUGUUGUUGCUGCACCACAGUCAAGAAAUAGUUCUGUUCAAUAUGAUCGCAUAGUUUGCGGUGAUUGUCAUGCAGAAUUUUCUUUGUCAACGUUUGUGGAAUUUGUUGAGCAUAAGAUUUCACGGUGUGAUGGUAAGCAGACACCAUUAGAUGAACUGCUUGCUGACAUAUCACCAACCCAUCCAUCAAGCGACACUCUUAGACCUGGUCGACGACGGCGUCUAGUUCGCUACCAUUCUUCCACAGAAUUGAACGACUCAUGUCCUCGUUGUGUUCCGUCAUCAUCUUCAAAUGAUCACAAUGUAUCACUUAUAUCGACAUUUAAUGAGAGUCAACGGAAACACAACAAUACGAUUGAUGCUACCACAGAUACUGAUACCUUAGGUAAUUAUGCGAACACUUUACUGUCGUCAGCAUUUUAUCUUUGUAGUAUCUUGAUGAAUUACAACAUUAUGCAAAUAUUUUUCUGCAUUUAA